This is a messenger RNA of Chironomus riparius, 6750 nucleotides long. The record is from the annotation of a GenBank genome assembly. Lineage: Eukaryota; Metazoa; Arthropoda; Insecta; Diptera; Chironomidae.
GUCGGGCUGGCAUGCUUUUUGUAAACAUUGAGCCUAAUAUUUGUAUUUUGAGGCUUUUAAUUGAAUUAUAUUUGAUUAAUUAAGGUAUAUUGCGUAUUGUACACUGAAUAAUGUAGAUCAAAUGAUAAAAGUAUGAUUUAUACUGAAAAUGGCUUUAAAAUUGACAAUAUAAAACGAAACUCUAGAGAGAACUCGUUCAACAAUUAAUUGAGAUCCAGUGACAACAAAAAAGAUCCAGUGAUAAGCAAAUAUAAGUAAAAUAAUUAAAAUUGAGCAACAGAAGCACGGCAAGUAGUGCAACAAGCGCCAACACAGUCAGAAUCAAAGGUGUAAAGACUUUUUUACUUGUUAGAUACAAAAGUGAAAAUAAGAAAUAAGAUGCCAGAAUAAAAAUAAAUAAUUACUGUAAAUCGUUCGUUUUCAAACCUAAUAAUUGCUCCAAUUUAUAGUAUAAACAUUCGGUUAUUACAUAAUUAUCAAGGAUAAUCAAAAAAGCAUCACAAUUUUAUAAAAAAAUAAACUUAAAAGUUUUUUGUUAAUGUGAAUCGAGUGAAGAAAAAAAAGUAAAUUUUAAGAGAAAAAGUAAAAAAAAAUAAAAGUGAAAAAAUUUAAAAAACCAUUUUUUGUUCCGUUUGUGGAAUAAGCAUCUCAAGUUACUUGAGGACUUCUGGAAAGGAGCAACAAUUUUUUUCUCGUCUUCGCAAAUCGUUAUGUGUGUAAAGUCGUGCAAUGUAAAGUUUUUUUAAAAAGUGAUGAUGACAACAAAAAAAUAAUAUUAAUGAUAAGAAAAGGAAAUAAAUCAUUGCCUAAUUUGCAUGAGCAAGUAGUGUAACAUCAUAAGAAUAACAUCAAGUAGAUUAUAUUCGACAGUGAUUAUAAGUGAAGAUAUAAAUAUAAAUUAAUCAAUAACACACAAAAGAAAAAGUCAUAAGGAGAAAUCAAAUAUUGAUUAGCAAGAAAAAUAAAAGGCAUAGUGAGCAUAAAAAAGUUUAUAAGUUUAUUUGUAAAACUUGGAUUAUUUUAUAAACGGCUGGAUUCCCAAUCCAGUUAUUAAGGAUGAUUGGUAGUCAUUCAAUCAUCAAUCAAACCAUUUUACGACGUAACAAGAAUGUAGCAGAAUGAAAAAGAAUAGUAAAUUUUAUCCUGAUAUUGAAAUGAAAAAACCACAAAAACCUUGGUUAGAAGAAAAUGAACGAAUGGAUCGACGUGAACAGGCCAAACAACAACAAAAGCAGCAAAUGCAAAUGCAAAGGCAAUCACAAGGUGAUAAUGACAUGCCACAGCAGCAACCAUUGUUUGGAGUUCCAGUAAAGCUAAGUGCAUCGGAAGGCGAUCGUGCUAUAGAAUCAACAUUAGGAAAUUUCAAUGAGGCAGUGCCAUUAUUGACAAAUGAUUCAAAGCAAAUAAUUGGUAUAAAUACUAGUUCAUAUCCUCAAACUCCACAAUCGCGUACUGGACCACCUGCCUUCGGAUCAUCAAUAAAUAAUAAACCAUUACCACAAUCAUCAUUUAGCAAUGGAAUUACACCAUCAUUGUCACAAUCAUCAAGUAUAAAUAAUCGAUCUGCAUAUAGUAACAAUAAUAUAAAUAAUAACAACAAUAUAACACAAAAUAAUAACAAUAAUUCAAAUACAAAUGUGGCAAUCAAUAAUUAUCCACCAAAACCAUUGAAUCUGCUGCCACCAGCGCCACCACGUGCAAAUUUGAACAACAAUAAUAGUGGGAAUAGUAAUAGCUCAUCAUCUUAUAACAACAACGUUUUUCAACGGCCUGAUAUUAAGCCAUUUCCAAAUGGACGUUCAACUGCUCCACAAUUAAGCAAACAUGAGAAUGGCCGUGAUCCGUCAUCGAAAAAGAGUGUUGAUGAUAUAUUGAAAGAGUUUACAGCAUUUCCAUUAGCGCCAUUAGCUGAGAUAGGUGCAACGCCAAGAAAUGAAAUGGCAAAGACGAAAUUUUCUGAGAUUGUUAAUGGACCGAAUAAGCAUAAGUAUCUCCUUCCAGACCUUAUUCUCCCCGGACCAGGAUCACCACCUCCAUUGCUAAAUAACAUUAAGUCACCAAAACAAUUGAUUCAACCAAUUCCACAUCAGUCUCCCGUACAACCUCAAUCACUAUUACAACCUUUACCAUCACUACCACAUCAUAUACAGCAGCAGCAAAUUCAACAGCCUGUCCACCAAACAAUACCAUUAGUCGCACCUCCAGCAAGUGUCACUGACCUUGAUGUGUCAGACAGUGAUAAUGACACCGAAAAAUCCAAACCAGCUGUGAAUCAAGCUGCAUCGCCAAUAAACAAUGCAUCAUCGGCUGAGUCAAGCGAAAGUUCAGAAGAUUCUGAGACGUCAGAAGAUGAGAAUGAUCCGCCCGAGCCAGAGAGUGAAGAGGAGGAACCAAAGCCAGAACCAAUGAUAAUAAAGAAUGAGCCGAGACCGGAAGUAAAAUGGAAUUUAGGAUCAUUUAUAAAUAAUAAGGAAGAUCAAAAGUCACCAAAUGAAGUUCUUCAAUCACCUGAGAAUCCACAGGCUGUGAAAACUGAUGAUAAUGAUGAUGUUGAAGACGAUGAUACAGAUGCAGAAAGUAUCCAUCGAUCGCCAUCCUUCCACAACGAAAAUAGUAAUUCAUCAAUUCACGAUAAUAAUAAAUCGGAUGGAAGUAAUGAUGAGAGGCCUCCCGUACCACAAAUAUCAUCACAAAAGUCACAACAACAAUCAAUGCCACCUCCAUCAAUGCGAAGUCCGAAAAUAACAAUGAAAAAUAAAUCUGUCGUUGAUGAUGCUCUUGCCUUCUUAAAUGAACGAUUUCCGCCAAUCCAACCAAUUAUGCCACUACCAAGUCUAUCAGAGUCUGACGAAAAAGGUGAUAAUGGUCCAAAUGUGACGAAAAAGAAGCGCGUUCCAAAACGGUCAAAACCACAGCGUGAUGAUUCUAGUUCUGACGAAGGUGGACGAUAUAGUAGCAGUUCUGAUUUAAGAAGACGUUCAAAGAAAUCAACAUCAAGUAAUAGCAGUAAGACAAACAAUAGCAACGAUGUGUCACAUCCGAUUUCAUCAUCGACGCAAAACAAUCAAGUUAAUCCAUCCCAAAAUACUUAUGAUGUAACACCAAGUGAUACAAACAGCAAUAAUGGAGCCAAAAAGACACAUCGAGCAUCAACAUCUUCGUCAUCAUCGAGAAAAGAGCCGAGAAAGCCCAAAGCAAAAUCACCAAAAAGUAAGCCGCGUGUAUCGACAAGUGACUCAACGGAUGAGGAUGAAAAGAAGCCAUCGACAGCAGUACCAACAAUACCUAAUAAUAAAGCUAGUUCAUUGUCAUUAAGUCCCGUAAAGCAAGCAAUAAGGCCAUCACCAAUAGAUCCGUCAUUAUUAAAAGAGAAGGAGGUCGCAAAGCGAACUGGAUCAAGAACAUCUCUCGAGAAAUUACCAAUUUCAUCAUCAAGUAGUGAUAGUGAUAGUGAACCUUCCAAAUCACCAGUCUCACCACCAACAGCAAACUCAUCCGAUCAAUCAGAUUCGGAUGAUUCAAAUCAUCAUUUUGGUAAGGUUCAGGCAAAGAAGACAAAAAGUGAUAAGAAUAAGUCAGAUACAUUGAGAAAGCUAUUUGCUUCUCAGCCAAAAACGGGUACGAAUGAAGGCCUUGGGAAGGGCGGUAAGAAUGGAGGUAAAAAACCAAUCGGUCAAGUCGUUGUAGUUGCGCCAGAUGAGCAACAAACAAAUAAACCAAAUGACUCAAAUAUUAGUGCCACAAGUGUACAAAGUCAUCCUAAAUAUUUAUCACCAGCAAGUGCAUUCACCGAAAAGCCCUCAGUUAUGAUUCGAAUAGAUCUAGCACGUAUAGAUCUAUCGAGACUCAAAAUACCACAAGAGAAAUUAAAGAAUACCGUGAUAAGAACGAAAAGUCCAAUUGUUCAAGCAACAGCAUCAAUCGUAGCACCAACAACAACAAUAAAAACACCACCAGUAGAUCAACGACCUACAAGUAGUAAUAGUAAAAGUAGUAAGAAGAGACGACGUAGUACACAUGAAGAUGAUGAGAAUCAUCAACAGAACGAGAGAAAUGGACGUAAAAAGAAAAAUAAGACAUCAUCAGCAACAUUUGAUCAACUAUCUGUCUCAUCGACUUCCUCAUCAUCCUCAUCUUCGUCCUCAUCGUCCUCAUCAUCAUCAUUGAUUGAACAAAAUCAUCGGAAUAAUAAUAGUAAUAGUAAUAAUAAUAAUAACAAUAAUCAUUCAGAAAGUGCUACGUCACGCGUCUCAUUUCCACAAAACUUUUCAACAAGCAACGAUCGACUGAAUAAUAAUAAUAUUGAUCAUAAACCAAGAGACUUUAACAAUUGCUAUCACUCGCCAAGCAGUGUCGAUACAAAAUUACCUAAAAUCAAACGUGAACAACAACAACAGCAGCAACAGCAACAGUCUAAUUAUAAGAAUGAGUUUAGAACGACAUCGGCAAGUCCAAUGAAGGAUGUAAAAUCAAACGAUGUGAAGCCAAAUAAAAUAAAGCAAGAGAAGGAUAAUGAUAUUAGUGAAAAUGGUGCUCAGGGUAUUCGAAAUCGUUCGACAAGCGUCACAACGCCUAAUUCUCAUACGUAUAAAGAUAGGAGGAAAAAAGAAAAGAAAGUGCUUGAUAUUAUGACAAAUAGUAGUGAGAUUCCGCCAAUGCCACCAACAAAUCAUGAUAGGUUAUCAACUAAUUGUCUUGUAAAUGGUGAUUUGGCACCACCGACUAUCAAACGAGUCUUUGUGUCGUACUUUGAACGUAACAAUGAUGGUUCUGAACAGGCUGAGAUGAGGAGUCAAAAUGAUUACCUUAUCGAGGCCAAACGACUGAAGCAUGCAGCUGAUAGAGAACGAGAUGAUUUAGCUCAAGCAAUGCUUUAUUUAGAAGCAGUACUUUAUUUUCUAUUAACUGGUGCCGCCAUUUCAGCUGAGCCUGGCAAGGAUAAAGUGGCAUUUACAAUGUUCAAAGAUACUCUUCAGUUAAUUAAAUAUAUUUCCUCGAAAUUUAGAAGUCAGCAGCAGCACGCAACAAUGCAGGGUAACAUACACAGUAAAGUCGCUAUUUUAAGCCUUCGGUGUCAAUCGCAUAUAUACUUAAAAUUGUACAAAAGUUCACGGUCCGAAAUUCGUGAAUUGCAGAGAAUCAUAUCAGAUUACAAGCCAACAGAAAUGGCAAAUGGAAAUACUCCUUCGCCUUUAUCACCUACAUCUGUAGGAUCUCAGAGCUCUGGUUAUAGUUCUGGGCAACAAAACACAAUCAAUCCGCCUUGUUACAUGAUGCCAAUUCAGGUUCAUCAAGCCUAUCAACGUCAAUCGCAACUAUUCGGUUAUCUUGUUAGCUGUCACGAUCUUUGGGAACAGGCUGAUAAUCUAGUAGCGCGGGGCAAUCAUACAGACUUUUUCAUCGAGCUAGAUCACGAAAAUGGACCAAUAACGUUACAUAGCAGUUCAAAUAGUGUCGUUAAAUAUGUGCAAGCAGGCAUUCAAAAAUUGCGACGAAACGUCAAUAUGUAAAACUUGAACUAAUAAGAAACAAUCAGGCUGCCAAAAAUAUUCACAAUUUUGUCAGAUUGUAUUAGAAGGUUUAAAAACGAUAUAAAUGGAAGUUCCUUAAAAUCAGGCAAAAAAAAACCAUCCGAACAAUUUGUACUUUUUGCUAAGAUUUAUGAUGCUUUAGUAUGCGCGUUAACAAAAAAAAAUCUUAUUCUUUUGUUCUUCUAAGUACCUAAAUUUAUUUUCUUUUUAAACAAAUUCUAUUUAAAUUAAAUUUGAUUAUGUUUGUAGACGGAAAUUGAAAUUGAUUGUUAAUUGUUUUGAAAUUGAGAACCUUACAAAUGAUUUAAAAGUAAACUCUUAAGAUUGAAAUUGUUUGAAAACCUUUCAAAUGUUCUUCUUCUUCUUAAUUAUUUUUAUUAAGGUCCUUUUUUAAUCCUUUCAAAUGUUUUAUCUUUGCCACUGUUUUCAGUAUCUUAAAACCAUACAAAUUUAAAUAAUUUUUCUAGCAAAAAUACUGUUCGAAGUUUCUUUAAUUAUAAUUUUUAAUAAAUUCGACAAUAUUCGGAUGCAUCUGAACAUUUGUUUGAUAAAAAGAGACAUUUGUAAUUUUUUAUUGUGUUUAAUGUGUUUAAAAUUGGAUACGAACUGGAAAUCAUGAGAGUUUUGAGGAGGUGCUUAUAAGUGUUUUUAAUUAUGUGAAAAACUAGGUUUUUAAACAUUCACAACAAUCUUGAACUAUAAUGUUUGAAGAAAAUGAAUAUGAAAAGUGCUAAAGCCUAAGUGAGAAAUCUUAGACUAAAAAACUAGACUUUAGUUAAUAUUAUGGCCAUAAAGUGGUUGAAUGGUAUGAUCUUCAUGUUAAGUGCUAUGAUCAAGUUGAAGUGAGAUAAGAAAAAUCAAUUAAAUUGUAGAUUUUUUAAAAAUCUAGAUAAAAAACGUUCGUAUAAGUGCCAAAAAAAAUUGGAGCAAUUAAUGAAGGAAUUUGUAAAGGACUUAGGACAGUAACGAAUGAUUUGUUAACUAAUAGCAGUGCUACUCAAACGUAGCUUGUGUAUCGAGUUAUAAAUAGAAAAGAGGCAUUUUUAUCCUCAAAAAUUAGUAAAUCCACCUCAAAACUCAACCAAAAAUCCAAUCAAUUUCAAUUCCUGAUUUUUUAUUGUUUUCUGACGAUUUAAACUAUUUUUGUCAUAAGACUAAUGCUUUUUAUGCUGCAUGUCAAUUAAAUAUCUUUAGACUAUUAUUUCCAUUAAAAAUUGAG